Molecule: messenger RNA, 22448 nt
Organism: Cygnus olor (mute swan)
Lineage: Eukaryota; Metazoa; Chordata; Aves; Anseriformes; Anatidae
Gene: PURG
Product: purine rich element binding protein G
Biological process (GO): regulation of transcription by RNA polymerase II
Cellular component (GO): nucleus
Molecular function (GO): RNA polymerase II transcription regulatory region sequence-specific DNA binding; purine-rich negative regulatory element binding; DNA-binding transcription factor activity, RNA polymerase II-specific
Source: RefSeq, a predicted model, not a curated record
GCACCCCCAUGGGUGCCCGUCAGCGCCAAGGUGGGGAGGUCACGGGAGGUGCCGGGAGGCCGAACCGGGGCGCUCGGUGCCGCUGGGGGGGGGAGACACGCAGCGUGGUGGGGACGGGGCUCCGGGGGGACGCUGGGCACGGGGCCGAGCGGGGAGCGGGAUGGCGGUGCCGGGCGGGAGGCUUGGUAGGGGGAGCAGCGGCGAGCGGAGCCGCGGCGAGGAGCGUAGCAGGCCCCUGGUGCUGCUGUUGUCAUCUGUGUGUCUGUUGUGUGUUAUUUCCAGCUGAUUGGUAAAGAUGGAAAGAGGGAGAGGAGGAGGAGGCGCAGGAGGAAGGAACCUGGGGGGCUCCGGCUUGCACAGGAGCGUUUACUCCCAGUCCCAGCAGCAGUACCAUUACCCGGCCCCCUCGCAGGGGGGCUGCAUGGAGAUCCAGGAGCUGGCCUCCAAGAGGGUGGACAUCCAGAAGAAGCGGUUUUACCUGGACGUGAAGCAGAGCUCCCGAGGCCGCUUCCUGAAGAUCGCGGAGGUGUGGAUAGGGCGAGGCAGGCAGGACAACAUCAGGAAAAGCAAGCUGACGCUCUCCCUGUCGGUCGCCGCCGAGCUGAAGGACUGCCUGGGGGACUUCAUCGAGCACUACGCCCACCUGGGCCUGAAGGGCGGCCACAGGCACGAGCACAGCAAUGGCAAGGAGCAGCAUUCCAGGCGGCGCCAGCAGCACCCGCCGCCCUCGCCCCCGGGGUCUGUGGGCUCCGAAGAGCACCCUCACAGCGUCCUCAAAACGGAGUACAUAGAGAGGGACAACAGGAAGUAUUACCUCGACCUGAAGGAGAACCAGCGGGGGCGCUUCUUGCGGAUUAGGCAAACCAUGAGCAGGGGACCGGGCAUGAUCGGUUAUUUCGGCCACGGCUUGGGACAGGAGCAGACUAUUGUCCUUCCAGCGCAAGGGAUGAUUGAGUUCAGGGAUGCUUUGGUCCAGCUGAUUGAAGAGUACGGCGAGGGGGACAUCGACGAUCGCAGGGGCGGGGGCGACGACCCCCCCGAGCUCCCCGAGGGCACCUCGUUCCGGGUGGACAACAAGCGGUUCUACUUUGAUGUGGGAUCCAACAGGUAUGGCAUCUUUCUGAAGGUAAGUGAGGUGAGGCCACCCUACCGUAACACCAUCACAGUUCCGUACAAAGCAUGGACAAGGUUUGGGGAAAAUUUUAUCAAGUAUGAAGAGGAGAUGAGGAGAAUUUACAACAGCCAUAAAGAAAAAAGGAUGGAUGUCAGAGGGGACAGUGGUGAAGAGCAAGAGGGUCUCGAAUAGAGUGCAUUGGACUGGCCGUCUGGCAAAAUAAACUAAACAAAAAGCAGAAAUUGGUGAGAGGGACUGAUUUGUAGUCAUUUGAAGUUGCCCCGUUGUUUUGUAAAGUCCUUUCCGGUAGCUCGUACUAACUCCAGUACAUAAUAUUGCGGGAGUCUGGUUAUCGUGCUAAAUUACGCCCAAAACAUCUCUGUAUUUCUCAUGAAAGUAACAACCUCCCGAGUCUGUAUGAGUCAGCUUCUUCGAGUGUGGAAGACUAUGGAAGUAUGCGUAUCAGCACAAAAAAAAAAACAGCAUUCUGACCUUUAAAUAGUCUAGAUAAGGCUUGUAUUGCACUUCAGCAUGGUACAAAAAAAAAACAACCCUCAUGCUGAAAUGUAUCAGUUUCUGCUUAUGACAGGUUUUCUGGAACUGAAUUCUGUCCGUACUCAGUCAAAAGGCUGAGAAACUUAGCUAUAGGGCACCUCGUACAAAAACCAAGCCCGUAUUAAUUGCUCAUACAUGUAUGAGGAGGGGUAGACGUUUGAAAAUUGGGACCUGCUCGUUGCUGAGUUUGAAAGGAUAUGUGUGAAAUCUCGAUAACCGGUCAGACCUUUAUGAUGUGCUGGUGGAGAGCGGAAGAUUUGUCAAUAACCUCAUAGUCCUGUGCUAACGGAAUGACCCGAGUAUCCCAGGACAGCGAAGCUGUGCUCGAGUGCUAAGCCUUCCGAAUUAACGGCAAUGAGUAAUAACCCACUCUUCAUCUACGUGCUCUGCCCACACGAGGCUGAUGAUUUUUUUUUUUAACGCGUUUCUCAAAAUUUCAAGAGCUAUUUUUGUAUGCGGGGUGUUGUGGGUUCCAGCAGGCGGCUGCGGAGCGGGUUUUCUGAGGCUGGAUGGCUGCUGUGAUCGAGGUUCCAGGGUUCCCUCCCAAAAGUGAGAUUAACGCGGUUGGUGUUACACGCACGAGGACGACAGCUGGGCGUUUCUCUCCUCCUGCUGAGAGAAAGGCCUUUGGGGGGUUUGGUGCACCGCUUGAUUCCUAUAAAAAUGCAUCUCUGUCAUAUUGAUCUGUAGCGCGUUUUCAAAGCCGUGGUUAAGGCUGUGUCAGGUUUUCUGUCAGUUCGGUUUUGCAGAUGUUAUUACCGUAUGAUAAUAUCCGUGCCCUACCGUCACCCCCUUCCCACCCCGUGUCACAGCUGGGGCCAUAACGGAGCAAUUCGGCGUCUGGCUGCUCACCUUGCAGCACAAAGUCCUACUGGUGGCCCUGCAGCCUGAACCUUUGCAGUCCCUGCAAGAGUAUUCCUCUGCCUGGAGGGAGAGUGCGUAGAGUUUAGCAGGCUUGAAGAAAGACUUUGAAAAUUCUCGGUCAUUUCUUCGAAAUGCGUGUAACUUUGGGGUCUUUUUCAGCUGUUGGGUGACCGGUUCCUUCCCUCCUGAAGGCAGUGAGCAUUUGGUUGAGCUCCAGGUCUUUUAAAUAAUGCAUUGCCCACCUUUAAGAUUUUUUUGAAGAAUGCGUUGCUCUGUCUAGUCAGAUAUUUGUAAUCAUUUGAAUUGGGUUUUUUUUGCAGAGUGGCCUAGUGUGCAUGUGGACCAGCUGUUUUCCGACCCAACCAUUCCUUUUUUUUUUUUUUAAUCUGUUCAGAAAGGUAUUUAUCUGCAACCAGACCGUUUUCACUCUUAGUCUGGACCCACCUGCACACUGCACGGCCACGCUAAAUCCAAAAGCUAUUGCCUGUUACGACAUUAACCAUAGCAAGAAAAGCUGGGGAGGCGGGGGUGGGAACUAAGAGGAUAAUCUGGACUUUAGUUUGGGUACUAACGAUAGUCGAUCUGUUUUAACUUUAAAAAAAAAAAAAAAAAAGGAAAAAAAAAAGAAAAAAAAAAAAAGCUUGCACCAAAGUCACCAAAGAACCUUUAGGAAAUGUUACAGUUGUGACAGGAAGUAAGAAAGUUAAUUUCACUGUUUUAGGUGAUUCCCCCUGUUUGUAAACUACAUAUUGCAGUUACAGCAAGCAAACAUUUGGCUUAGUGUCACAGUGACCAUCCGUUUCUGCACAGAUUGCUCUUUCAGGUACUUUUUCAAGUCUGUAAGGGAUUUUCUCAUUCCACCACUGGAACUGCUAGUGGACCACGGUGAACCAGCUGGAGGCGAUGUGGGGUGCCGGUUCAUCUUUGCUUUUAGGGUUUUGCUCACAAUGUUUUUAACAGGUCCAUUAAAAAAAAAAACAUUAAAAUAACUUCAUGUCCUAGUGUUGGUGUGAAACCAGAAUUUAGCAAAAGAGUCACGGAUACGCAAGCGAGCGCAUCUCUGGCUGCUGCUGCCCGUCACAGUGCCUGGAGUAAGGAGGAACUUGCCGCAGAUUGCAGCCACCUGGAGCUAUGAAUGUACAACCCUUUUACGCUCGCCUUCCCGUGCCCGUGUGGCCUUCCUCCCCUACGUGCUUGACAUCUUCCAGUCCGCGCCCCCGUUUGCCUCCACGCGUCGUGAAAGCUCCUGUGUUGGAAUCUUCCUCGGUUAGGUGUGUUGUAGAUGGUCAUGCAUUCCUUCUGUUCCUUUACUGUUAGUGAGGAGAAGAGUCACAACGGGCGAAGCGAUUGAAAAGGCCUAUUUUCUUCACUGUUGAACAAACAAACAAAAAAAAAGGCAAGAUGCAAAAUGGCUUUCCUUAUUGCUGCCCACUUGGCACUUUGACGAAAGGGUAACUAAGUGCAGCUGGCUGUACCUUAGUUAGGCUGGUUAUCAGCGUGCGUUUAAACCAUUCUUUUUUAAAAUCUUUUUCCUGUGUUAAUUAAUUGGCCUUCUGAUUGCAUUAGUGAUUGUGAAUAGCACCCAGGAACUCGGUGUCUGCUGGCUGUGGGGCAGGGCUGGGUCCCAUGGGAUUCACUAAUGCAUGUACUCCCCGCGCGGGAUGCACCUUAGUAUCCGAAACUGGAUCGGGAUCUCCAAGUUCAUAGCCGACUACCAAUGGGUAAACCACUAACGACGGGUUUCCACGGAAAUGUAUAGCACUGAUGCUUGCAGAUAGUGUCAUUGGAGGAUAAUACAGACUAACUCAAAAUGUAGCAAUGCAAGAUUGUACCGGUUAGGUUUGGAAACGGGUUCCUCAUUCUUUUUGGCAGUGCGCUUUCGACCUCCGAGAGCAGCAGUAAUGUAGGCUGCUUGUGCGCCGAAGGGCCCAUUGCAGUGCUGGGAAUGCUGAAUUCCUCAUGCAUUUGAAGUGUUCAUGCUCUGUGCCCUAAAACUGCCAUGUCCCUUAAACUUGAGAAAACACAAGCUUAUUUGCACUAGAAAGAACGGCCAAAAACAAUUCUAGGAGGACAGGGUGAAGAGCACCAGUCUGAACCUCUUUUCUCACAAGAGAAUUUCCUAUGAAAGCCCUCACCUCUGUUUCAAAAUUGUGUGGUCCGGGCAGAAAGUCUGUCAGUUCAAUAAUGAAAUCCUAAUGCACUUUAUAUUGUGUAAAUACUAGGGGCACGUCUCUGCCACCGGCCUGGCAAGGGGUGCUUCAGCAGCGUAGUCUAAUUCUGGAAGAGGUCGUAUCCCACAUGCCUGUGUCUAGUACAGACCUGUUGUGCUCACUUGACCCAGCUCCGUUCCUGUGUAAGAGGGACAGGCACGGCGGUGUGGACCCUCCCGGCCCCUUCGAGGCGGGAUGUUGAGGUGCAGUUUGCAGAGCUCCAGAGCGUCCUCAGCUGUUGGCGGCUCCACCACUUGCUGUGGCUCCCCAGCAGCUCUGAACCCGGCCCUGAACGUUGAUGCCAAGGCUUAAAAAGGAGUUUUUCAUGGAGAUAGUUUUACAAAGCCAAGUUGUCGUGCUCGGCUUUCCCCUCCAUCAGAGCAGACACUCAUGCUGUCCCUCACGGGUUUGUUUCGGGUGGAAGGGGCUGCGGGGGCUUCCCCCGCACCACUGGCCUCAGCCCACGGCCUUUCUCGGUGAAGGACUAGCAGGCGAGUGUGCUGGCUGGAGGUUGGAAGGCUUUCUGUGGUCAGGUUCCCUGUGUGGCACUACGGAGGAGGUGACAAAAAUCCAGGCAGCCGGCCCAGCCUCCCUGCAUCACCUCUCGUGAACUUCACCCAAAGAGAGGCAGCGGUGGCAGCAAUCUGCUCUUUGUCGUGUUCCUUAUAUGUAUUCAAUAUAUAAAAGUUCAUAUUCACGUGUAGGCAUUAAUAUAUUUAUGUGAGUAUAUUCUAGCCUGUAGUAGCUCGUAGCGAAAUAAUUUAUCUGAAGUACACAGACUAAAAAGAUGGGGCUCAAGAGGCAGUGUCUCCUACUAGCGGUUUGGAUAAACGCGUUAUUUCACUGAGAGCUCUUUGCUGCUUAUCUCGGCCCUUUUAAGAUUUCUGCUCUUAAGCACUCAUCUCAUCUCUUAGGUUUCCAGCAAGGCUGCAAGGGGAAACGUAGGCUAAAGGAGGCAAAACUCUUCCUGCGAGGCCUUGUGCAGGCAGAGCAAGAGCUGCAGGUAACAGCCAACUGCUGCGCUGCGGGCCACGUCGUGCCAUUUCAAAAUCCACCGCAAACCAUUAUUAUUAUAGUGUUCAUAAAAUAUGCCGUUGGAAGUAUUCAAAAACUGUCCCUUAUACAAAACAAAAAACAUCAAGCAAUUAUCGAAAUCGGCUUUGGCAUCUGUUUUUUUCCUGAUGUUGUAGUCUAAUGGUGGUACCAUUUGUCUCCCAUGGCCUGGUGGCAUGACCUGAGCUCAUGGGGAAGGUGUCUGGUAGUCGCUAGGAAGCCUGCUGCUGGCUAGACUUGCAGCCCUUUUAGCCAAGUGUAGUAAUUUUUCUAGCAGAAAAGGGGUUAUUAGCGUGUAUUUUUAUUGUGCAGACUUUGCACCCUGUGAAAAAUUAAUUAAUAAGGAGGUUUUAGUUUCAUUGCAUUCAUACUUUUUGCUGUACAUACGGUAUAUAUAUACAAUUUAUAAAGUAAUUCUUAAAGAAAAGUAUACUUUCCAUUUAAUUUUCUAUGCUAUUUCCUCCAAAAUUAAAAUGUCCUUUAUUUUUAAUUAUUUAACAAGUUGUGUUGUCUAAAAUCUGCCUUUCCCCUCUUGCCCGUCCAUUUCUUUUAAACAAAGCUUGUAUCUGAGAUGCCUACUUUACCCAAGUAAGACUGGAAGUAAAGGCUACACUGAACAUAGCACAAGCUCCUUGCUUUAGUCCUCUGUAUGGAUGCUUUCGGCAGAAAUCUUGCGAAUAUCACAGUGCCAGAGCUACAGAUGCAUGUGGUAGCGAGUACAUCCAGCACCUGGACCGCUGCGGGCCUGGUGUGCUCUCCUACCUGUGGGCUGGGACCUCGGGCUGUGUCCCCUUGGACAAGGACACUGGCAGAGGCCUGAAGUGUCCCCAGGCUGAAGCUGUGCUCCUUGUCACCUGUGCACGUGGUGUUUCCUCAUGGUUUCUCUGCUGAUAGGGCUGUAGGGCAUCGUCUCCAUUCAGCAGUGGCUUUGUCUCCUGUACAUUAUUCACGCUACCACUAGCAAUGUCUUUUGUUGACCCCACUGUCCUGUCGUUUUCAUCUGGAGCCAUGAAAUUUCCUUUGCAUGGCUGCAAAACCAAGCAGAUGGGAGUAGCUGGAGAAGCAAGGCCCACCUGACAUGCUUUGCUCUCCUUUGUGGGAGUCCGACAUGAGGCCCAUGCGGGGCCUGGUUCUCAUGAAGCUUUGCAGCUUUCCUCCACGCCUGAGACGCUUGUAGCUUCUUAUCUCUUGGCCUGCCGGGGCUGUGCGCACACAAGCAGUGGGCAUUCGUGGUAAUUCGGCCUUGCCUAAAAACGGCUGAAAUCCGUAGGAUAACAGGAAAACAGCCCUGACAGGGUACGAGGUGCUCCUGGGCUCAGGCAUUUGGGAAAAAAGCUGAAGCCACAUCUUCUGCUGCUCUGUUUCUCCAAAAUCCACAGAAGCUUUAAUCAGCUGACACCAAUUUUUACACGAUAAUCCUGGUGCUACCAGUUGUCAUUGUAAUGGAGUUGUUCUUCCUGAUAUUUUGUCACACCUGUGCUGGAUUCCCCACUUGUAUCUCCGCAAAGGCAACGCUAUUUUAAAGCAUCGUGUUAAAAUAAGAUACCGGGAGCUCCCCAGGGUGUCAUCGGUGGGUACGGAGAGCUCGGAGGGUUCCCGACGAUUGGAGCUCGGCUGUGGCAGCGUGCAGAGCACAGCGGUGCAUUUCCACCGGUGUGCCCCUAAUGAAACGUGGCAGGGGAACAAAUGGCAGGAAUUAUCAGGUAGCUUUUCUUGCCGGCGCUUCGGGAGAAGCCAGGCCUCUGGCUUCUUCCGCAGAGAAAUCUUAUGUCUUUUUUCCUUCUUUCUUUAAUAACAUUAAUGAAAGUCAUAGGAGACAUUGAUUAAGAAUUGGUUUUCUAGAAAUGUCAAAGCAUACGCCGAGGUUUCAGGCCUUGGACGGCGCGUUGGCAUUUCUGCGAUGAAUGUGAUUAGGUUGUUCCUGCCGCGUGUCGAGGUGCCCUGCGAAAUGUAAACCCACAGCCUUGGGGGGCCUUUUCUUUCCCUUAACUUAUAGAAAUCCAUACACUGGUGUUACAUUCUGGUAUUUCUGCGUGUGCUGAACGUGUUUUCUGUUUGUACCGUCUCCAGCAAUACUGACCCCAUGUCGAGGUGCCUGGCUGCCACCUCAGCGAAGCUCUCACUAAUGACUUUGUGGUCAUCUCUCUACUCGACAGGCUACCUUGAAAUGCUUCACCCGGCAUGUGGAAAUCGCUAGCUCUUUAGAAAGUGGCUGCUGUAAAUUCUUUACAGAGAUGUACACUGUCCUUUAGGUGUUCAGCCCUGUGCUACACACUGGUAUCGAACAGGAAGGAGCAACAGCUCCUGCAUCUGAGCUUUUGGGCAGAGAUGUGCUAGUUAGAUAGAUUGCUCAGACACUGUGGGGCAAGUCCCUCCCGCAGGCAGAAGGACUCUGUGUCUAGCUGUUUUAUAAUCUUGAUAAUUUGCCCUGCACAGAUUUAAUUUGAGGAAACGAUCACCCUUCAUGUCAGCUGCUGGAAGACAGCAAAAGCUAAGGCUCUCUGCCUAGCCCCACCAAGCACAGUGCUGAUACAACAUCUGUGAGUUUAUAUACAUGACACACUGUUUAACAUAGAGGCAAGGGAGAGAGGAGUGUUAUAUAUAUAUAUAUAUAUAUGCAUAAAUAUAUAAAAUAGUAUUUUUUUCCUGUUUCCAAUAGGUCUUUCACUUUUGGUACGUUAAAAUUUUAGCUGUCUUCUGUUCUGUUACGCGUAUCAGAUAUGUUCAAUGUGCAAUACAAGCAGGGAGAUAGAUUUCGCAAGCAAUAUCAGCAUAACAUACUCUUAACGGUAGAUCUUUACACUACAAAUUGCGUGCAAUAGAAUCUCCAUUUCAGAACAGCAGAGACGAUGUGGGAUAAAAGGCGCGGGUUAACCUCAGGCUCCUGCAAGUAUUCCCAUCUGGUCGUUGUUCUCAGCACAUUUUGUUGGCAAGAAGCAGCAGGAGAGGGGGAGUGAGAGCAGAGACGAGCGCUUCCCACCAAGGUAGAGGAAUGAAUAGGCAGGAGGGGGUGGAGGGAAGCAAGGACAGGAUUCGUGCUCCGGGGAGUCACAGAGCACGACGAGUGCUGCCUGCGGUAGGGGAAGAGGUGGCACUGCCAGCGCCGGUGCCUGUGUUCCUGCAGCAACUCGAGGAGAGGCAGGGAGCCCAAGCCCUGUCUCUGCUCUCAGGGACCAGGCUGGGUCUCCUGGGCCCUGUCUCGCUCCUCUUUGGGCACGUCUGUCUGGCGGUAACAGCCUGCUACUGGGUCACCUGCCAGCCCAAGACUAUGCAGCACUGUGGACUUGAAGCGCUGAGUCUCACUGACGGACCCCAUCAGGGCCAAGCGGAUCCAGCUGAGGACAUUGCUGCUUUUCCACUUUGCUUUCAAAGACUCAGGUAACUUCAUUUUUACCAUGCUGGAGGGGACCUGGGCUUGGCCAGGACUAUGUGCAGAAGCGUAGGGGAACAGACAGGUGUUGGUUGCCUGCAAAGGUUGCUCAUGCCAUCUCAGUUUUCGCAGCAUCGCGUGUGCUUUUCUCGCUGCAGGAGCCAGUGGGAGCUGUGUGAGGGAGCAUGGUUUUGCCUUUAGGGCAGCUGCUCGUUCCCGCUGCAUAAGGAAGGUACAGGGAAGGUUGGAGGGAACUAGAGGGAAAGAAAGGAUGGCCCUGCUGAGAAAGCAGCUUUCCAGAAACGCGUUCUGCACCAUCUUUGCGAGAAAGGGUUUGUGUCAUUUUUAGCAAGGCUCUUUGCAGGUGAUCGCCACCGGUGUAGACUUUCUGUUCCCGGACACUGCUGUAGGUGCUCGGAGGUCUGCUCUACAGGAGCAGGCAGUGUUUGUGGCUGUUGAGAGCUGUGCUUUGAAGAAGUGAAGUGCUGCAAUAACUGCAGGUACUCCACAAAAUCUGUCAGCAUCGCAAGCUGGGCCUCCCAGUAGUUUAUUCUGCCUGUGCCUGUGUUCCCCACUGAUAAAAUGAGGUGAACGAUACCUCCCUACCUCAUCAGGGUAUGAGAAAGUUGAGUUCAUUUGGCAUUGCAGUUUUUGUGGUCAAUAGUGAUGAUCUCCAAAAGCAAAGUAAGAUGAAAUUCUGGCUGCAACACACUGAGUAGAUAUGUCUGCAGUGUUUGGAAGGUACACGUAGGUAAGGCUUGGGUUACAUGCAGAACAGUGAAUCAAAAAGAAAUCCAUAAUCUAGAGGAGAAGGGACAGUCGUAAGAGAUUGCAGAUUUAAACUCUAUGCACAUGUCCGAAGGUCAGAAUUAAGGUUAUUCAGAAAAUCCUUAAUUCUGGCACUUUCUGACUUUUGCUCAGUUUUCCAACUUUUUUUUUUCUCUGCUGUUUUGUAUGAAACUACACUGGUAUACUGUCUUCUUGCAAAAGGCACUUGGUUGUUAAAUAGAUUUGGGGUUUUUUUGGUCCUGAAUGGCAUCUCACAAGUCGUACGAGAACUCCACCUCACAGCAUCUUCCCAGGAAGGAAGAAGGAUGAAGAAAUCUAAGGGUGAGGGGGGCAAGGGGAAGUUUUACAUUACGUAAGGCUAUAAGGGACCUCGAGAGAACAUCAGCAGUGGUCCCCUGGGCAAAGGGUGGGACUAGCUAAACCCUUCCUCACACUGAUUCUCAGCCUGGCUGGCACUCAGGCUGCAGAAAGGUACAAAGGCAGUGAUUGACCUGACAUUAAACUUUAAUUUUGCUGUUGUGGGGCCACCUCUGAUGGUAUAUUUCAGGGUCUACACAACAAAAAACACCUGUAUUUCUUCCAAGUUAAACAAUGUGGAAAAAUCUGCUCUCUUAAGCCUCCAGUGCUGGAUAUUCACCAUCCUCCCUAGACAUGGUUUCCAUGGUUCACCCUGCUUGCUGUUAGAUCCUUUUCCUCCUGUCCAGCCUGUGUUUCCCGUGCUACCAUCUUCCUCUGUCCCUUUUUGUCUCACAGGCCACAUUCUCAAGAAGAGUUAUGGAAGCAGUUCGUUCCCUUCCUUGCUUGCAGCUCUUUUACAUAGUUAAAGACUUGUCCGGUCUCUUCUGCAUCCUCUUCUAAGCACAUUCAGAGCCUUCCACCAAGGGUAGUUUGUAGCCCUCGUCAUGUUUUUGCAGCUUUCUCUAAACUCCUUCUGAUCAGUCUGUCUGUCCUGAACCCGGAAUUGGAGAAUCCAAAAUCGGGAGAAAUACAUGUGCUGCCAUCUUACCAGCCUCGAGCAGAAGGAGCACAAACAAUUUAAGAUUUUAUACGCCCAGCAUGCUGGGUUUUUCAACAACAUACUUGCUGACUUGAGCCCUGUUUGUAAGUCUGCAUCCUCCCAGGUCAUCUUCGUAGAGCUAAGACAAAGGCACUCAUUUCUCACCCUUCAUCUGAACAGAGGCUUUUUUCUGCUGUAACACAGAAGUUUGCAUUUACCUUGACCAAGUUGCAUCUCGUUUCUUUUCAGAUAAUUUCUUGACCUUGUCAAGAUCAGUUUCAGUUCUAAUCCCAUUCCUCCUAGAGCUCACAGUCCUUCCCAGGGAUGCACCGUUUGCAGGUUAAAUGAUUCUUACCCAUCAUCAAAUCAUCCAUCCACAUGUGGAAGAGAGCAGUACCUAGGGCAGGCAGAACUCAUCGGGACCUCUCUUGAUACAUCCCACCAGAUUGACUGUGUUACUAAUCAAACAGGCUAAUUGUAGAAAUCAUAACCUGCUCCUCCUCGAGGCUGUGAUUUUUUCCAGCUGCUGACUUUUGUUUCUCCCUGCUUUUUCUGAGUCUGAGUAGGCUAUACAGAGUCUAAACAGUAGUUCUUGCCCUUCUUUAAUAGUUCUAGAAAAUCUGGACUGUUAAGAUACUACAGUACACAUUUUCCACAAAGCCUUGCAAUAUCAAUCUUCUUUUGUGCACGGUAGGGUGGCAGAACACCAGCUAACAUUCAUGCCUUUGCUUAUUUCUGAAUAGGACAUAGAAAAAAUAGCCCAUCAACAGGCCUUCUCCUAAAUAUAAAAGUUAUUUUCAUUGACACCCUCCCCAUCUUCACAAUAUUUAUAUUUGGAUUGCUUCAGUGGUCACGAGCUCAAGAUAUGUUCCUGUCUGUAGGCUUUCUUUGUAGGCACCCACGGGCUUGGGUUAACCAGGAGUAUGUGAGGGAGAGGAAAAAAUGUGUUCCUGCAAAUCAGCCUCAGAAGCUGCCCAUGGUCUAACUGUCGGGAGAAAUGAUACUGAAUAAACCGUGGUAUUCAAGGUGUAAGAGUCUCCUCCAGCACUAACAAGAUACCUGUUUAGGCACAGACAUAAGAAUGCACCUAGUGGCUGCUUGUGCCAAUUUAGUUUGAAAUACAGGCUUUGUGUUGCGUCCCAAACCUCCCAGGGAUUGUUGCAUAACAGUGUAAAACAUUAUUUUCAUCAUGCAAUAAUUUAAAUAGUCACCAACGUACUUACUUGAAUUUUGCCAAUUUUAAGAAAAUUUUGUUUUAAAUUGGCAUUCAUCUGUGUUUCUUCUGCUUCUCCUGCCAUUUUUUAUUUGCGCUUGUGUUCUGUCAUUCCCUCCUCACCUUACAUCGAUGGGAUUUCUGGUUUUCUGUAAUGUUAGCAUUGCUGCUACUUGUUUGAUAAAAAUUGGGGUCUCAAAGCAAAACUGGCCAACAACACAAAUUUCUGUUUUCCAUGAUCCUUUCAGCAGUAAAACACUCAACACACAAAGAACUCGUUCUGCUUUAAACAGAUUUGAAGCAUCAAUUCAUCAUCGGGACCUGAAAAAGAAACCAACAUUAGAUCAGUAUUUCUAAUGGAAAAGGUGUGACCGUGGGGUUUUUGCCUUUCAAGGUGUUUGAAAAUCUGGCUGCAAAUCACCUUGCAUUGUCAGGAGUGUCAAACAACUGCAACUGCUCUGAGUAGGCAAUGGAAGUAUCUUGUACUCCAUGGGUGAAAUACUUUUUUUUUUUUUUAAUUUAGCAAGAUAUUCAAUGUUGAUGUUCACUCUCAGACAGUUCUGUCUCCUACCUGGGCUGUUCCUGCUUUCUCCACACCGGUUUUAGGCACCUCUUCUUAUUUCUUGGGCAGUGGCUACGUGUCGGGCUGCUCAGAAAGCCUUUCGACGAGCUUGUCAUAAUGUGGUUGUGUCGCCACCUCUUUCCAAGCUGCACUUCGAGCAGUGCCCAUCCAGCGAUGCGAGAUAACUGCUUGAAAAGCGCUGGGUUUUAAUUUUUUCUCCCAACUCCCAGAAGCUUCAUCUGUGUUGAAAGUUAAUUGGAUUUUCCUUAGUAACAUUUUUAUUGCAAGGUGAUCUGACAGUUCGGUGUAGGUAUAGCCAUAAAGCAGUGCCUCCCGUUCCGUGCAGGCUCUCGCACCGGUCUAAUCACUUGACACACGUAUCUGAGCGCCUUCCAGAAGUGCGUUUAAGCAUAUGACCAACAUCUGUCACACCGCAGUUGUUCUUUCUUUCAUCCUCUUCCUAUGGGAAAGGCUGGAAUGUGCCAAUGCAGCCGUGGUAUUUUUAACAUAAAUUAAUUAUCCAUGCUGUUCGGCGUUGAUGUCCUAAAGGGUGAGCCGAAGCACGUCUCACACCAGCAGCAGCAGCCCCUGAUGGCUUCGCAGCCAGGAGCAAAACCAGAGGACUCUCGGGCUCCCAGGUGGCCAAGUUUGACAUUGGCACCGAAGGCUUGCGUUGCACCAGAGGAGAGCUUUCCUCACCAGUCUUCAGCCAGCUUUAAAUGCUGGGGGAGGUCGAGGAAUGUCGAGGAUUUAGCUAUGUUGCUCUGUGUUUGGGAACUGUCUGAUGUAGAAAGGUCAUCUCGCCUCCCGAGAGCUUCGAGUGCAAAUGCAAAGCCCGAGGCAGCCCGUGGGUUCAGGCAGAGGAGGGGUGAUGGAGGCUGGCAGGUUGAGCAGUGGCCUCAGCCCACGCCAGAUGGUGGUGCUGAACAUUUCGCAGGGCUUGUCUUCAGUUUUGUGGGUGAGGGACUUAAAGGAGAGCAGCCCUGUGGCUCUUGUGGGGGACUUCUCCCAAGUAUGAGAAGCAACUGCUUGGCCAGCAGUGGGGAAUCAGCUCUGACUGUCAAAUGAGACACUGCAGGGUGGGAAUUCGGCAGGAACUGAAAGUGAAGAUAGCGAUUUUCUUUUGGCAUGCCAGAGGAGGCUUUUUCUGCUGGUGUUAUGACAAUAAGAACCCUUUGAAGAUGAACACUGAGUAGUUUCCAAGAAGAUGAUGCUGUUUUCACAUAAGAAGCCUUCUCUUUCUGGCCAGAGCCCCGGUUAAUUUAUUAGGAGUGUAACCUGGUUGCAGUUAGUGCUGCAAUAGCCUUUCCCAGCCGCCGGGCACAGAACCCCCAGCCUGGGGUUUGGAAUACACAGCUCAAGUUGUCACAGUCAUUUCUCCUGGUGCUCCUCAAGAAAGUUUCCAUUGAUAAAUGUGGUCUAAAAUGUAAUCGGGCUUCAUUCUUUCCAGAAAUUUCACAGGCUGUUUCCAAUAUGUUUGCCCAUAAAGUCGGAGUAGCUCCUAACUUUUGCUGCCCUUCCUUUACAAGACCUUAAUACCACAAACCAGCUCUAGCAGGCGGGGCAGGUGGCAUCCUAUCAUUUUCUUGACAUUUCAUUCUACACUCACACCAAAUACAUUUCCAGUCACCUCUGGUCUCCUGGCCCUUUACUCCACUUUACUGGUGGCUUCUCAAUCUCUGCCAGGAGUAGCAACAUCAUUUUGUCCCACACAUCUCAUGAAGUUUGAAGGAAUUUUCAAGUACCGCGCUUGUGUUGAUGAAUGUGACAAGCAGGAAAGUUUUUAAAAUUGCUUGUUGUGAUCUGUAGUCAGCCCUGCCACUGUCAUGUAAGUACAUUGUAUGUACGUGGCUGUAUACGUGAGGCAUACAUAAGAAGUCAAGAGAGCAGACAGCAAACCCUGUUAGACAAUAAUUAUGUAGUUAUGUUGUUGUGAUGUUGUGCUGCAGUGCGUAACGUGGAAAUAAUCUGUGAUGAGGGCUUGAAAUAAUUCCUAGACUUCCCCUUGUCCUGGCAUCUGCCAGUCUGGAAAGACGUCCUGAUGUCCGAGGGCAACAUGCUGCUGGGAAUCCCAGUCCCUGAGCUUUCCCCUGUGAAGGGCAUGGGUUUCUUAGCCCAUCUCUUGGGCCAUGCUCCAUCUUCCAGCCAUGGAGGUAACUGAGAGUCACUCCUUGUGUCACUGAUUCCUACGGUGGGACAAGAAAAGGAUGCACCUUUCAGGCAGGUGGAGUCAGACUGGAAUUGCUCCUCUAAAGAUUUGCAAUCUCUUUCCCACAUCGUUGCGGGAUGCAGUUUGUCCACCUAACAGCAGGAGCACAGAGAAGCCUUUCAGAUCCAGAAAGACAGUGCCUCAUCCACUCCUAUCUUACUUUUUUUGUUUGGGCAAAUCUAAAGGUUCGGCCCGGCCCCAUGCGUUGUUAGCCAGAAGAGCUGCCUGGGGGCCAGAGGGAAUAGGGAAUAGAUUUUGAAGCCUUGUGUAAAAUUCUUGGUAGUAAAAUUAUGGACUGUUGCUGUAAAAAUAGACAGAAGCAAGCAUUUACAGUUGCUCUGGUUUAAAUGAAACUCGCUGCGUAGUCAACAGAUGUAUUUCUGGCUGAGAGGCAUUCACGAUAGUUACUUUUUUUUCUUCCAGAUUUUUGAACACUCCCAGGAUUUUUGUAGCACUGAUCAGAACAGAUAUUUGCAGCAGAACUGAGCUACCUCUGCGGACAGUCUGUUUGGUGAGGUGCUGAUAAACUCAGAAGAGUUUGAAAGCUGUAGCAUUGCGCUGCUGCCAUCUUUCAAAGGGUUUUUCCCAGCUAGAGGUUGUGGCGGGGAUGAGCUGUCAUGGUCCAGACAACAAUUUGGCUUGGGUUCUCAUGAAGUUACGGGUUUUCAGGUAGAGCCAUCCGGAAAGCUCUGUGAAGAGCUUUUUGAAGGGACAGAUCUCACAUAGCUAUGCUGUGUCCUCUGCCACGAUUUUACGUGGGUGCAGGUAGUGGAAUCAUAAAAUAUCCCGAGUUGGAAGGGACCCAUAAGGAUCAUCGAGUCCAGCUCCUGGCACCGCACAGGUCUACACAAAAAUUCAGACCAUGUGAUUAAGUGCACAGUCCAAACACUUCUUGAACUCCGACAGGUUUGGUGUCAUGACUACGUCCCUGGGGAGCCCGUUCCAGUGCGCGACAGCCCUCUCAGUGAAGAACCUCUUCCUGAUGUCCAGCCUGAACCUCCCCUGUCACAGCUUGACACCAUUCCCUCGGGUCCUGUCACUGGUCACUAAAGAAAACAGAUUGGUGCCUGCUCCUCCCCUCCCCCUCGUGAGGAAGCUGUAGGCCGCCAUGAGGUCUCCCCUCAGCCUCCUCUUUUCUAGGCUCAACAGGCCUAGUCACCUCAGCGUCCUCAUACAACUUUCCCUCUAGGCCCUUCACCGUCUUCGUAGCCCUCCUCUGGACACUCUCCAACAGUUUCACGUCCUUUUUGUACUGUGGUGCCCAGAACUGCACACGGUACUUGAGGUGAGUAGGAAUAUCCUGUCUUUGGUGAAUUCCCACUACUGAGCACCUUGAAAGCCACCAGCAUUCGUUAAUGGCUCUGCAUAAUUGCCACCAAACCGCAUGCCUCGGGAUGUCACCUAACGCUUGUGGUCGCCGUGCUGAUGGCACCAACGCAGCGGUCCCUGCAGUUCCCAGCACGCUGGCGUGGUUGAGCUCGAGGUGCUGAGUGGCCCCGUUUGUAGGUUAUCCCUUAGACUUCCCACACAGGUGCGUGGGAAAUACAUGGUGUGUACGGUGUGGCCGGAGGCUGCACAUCACAGCACUCCUCAGCAGGGGUUUGGGGCUGACGGCCGUGGUCCUGUGAGCUCCAAAAGGAGCAAAUUUACAGUGCUAAGUGCCAGGGGAAGAGCUAAGCGCAAGGCCUAGCACUAAAACUGUGUUCAGCUGCACCACUUAGGUGUUUUUAGCUUCUUUUCUACGCUCUGGCAAGUGAAUGUUGUCAGUUGGUGUGAAUUUAGCACAUCCAUCUCCCAUUCCCCCCCUAAUCAUCAAAAGUGAUUUUAUUUUCAAGUCCUAUAAAGCCACAGCGUGUCUCCUGUUGUGUGAUCGCUUUGCUAGCUCUCUGAGACAUGAAAGGCUGCCGAGAGAAAGCCUUUUGCUGGGCCCUUCCCGGGCGCUGCGUGCCCCUCGCUGCGGGUGGCAGUGACCUGCUGCACCUGGGGGAAGUCCCAUUUCCUGCCAGCCCAGAGAUUAUAGGCCAGGUUUUUAUGUUAACCUCCAAAUAUCGAAGGGACCUUUUAAAAAUUCGAGCGGUUUUAAUAAUGCCCCCAACCUGGCAGAAUUAGGAAAGUGGCUUUUUGGCUCAGCCCCUUGCUUAGGACACUGAGAACAGGCACUGCGUGUGACAAGGUGAACUAAACCUCGCUCAUCUCCGAGCACAACCUUUACACUGACAUUUUCUUUUCUUUUUGGCCAUGCUGCAUCAAAGCAAUUGCUACUCAGCCGUACAGCAACCCUUGCACAUUCCCUCUGUGACCAUUCCCAUCUCGAGGAGGGUUGCACGGAGCAGUUACCUACAGCAGAUCUGAUCACGCACUUACUGUAGACUACCUGCUUCCUCCUGACUUCCAGCCUGCAGAAGCUUGCUUGUAGUCAGCAUAUGACAGCUUCCCCAGGGACGUGCCUUUCUGUGUCUACUACAAGUAUUUCUGUGAGCUUCAACUAUUGCUUCUUGCCACAACUUGAUGUUGUGCCUCGAUCCUUUGUUAUACAUAACUGUAAUUUUGUUUCCCUGAACGCAGAGGUAGCUGCAGUCUGGAAGUACAUGUUUUGAGCUAAACGUUGCCAGGAUUUUGUCCUCCCCUGGACAUUCAAAUCGGUUGCAGAAUCAUUGGAGUUGUUUCUUUCUCUGUGCCUAACAGCAAGUCACUUCCACGUCAGCUUGGGAAUCAGCCCAAGGGUUUGGUGUGGGUUAAUAAAUUCAGGUAGGUGGGAUGAGCACACAGAAAAGCGGGUGUGAAGACGUUGAGAUAAGAGCUGAGCAUCUGCCAACCUUCUGUCCACUCUCUCCUAGUCCUGCGCUGGCUCUGGCUGCUGCAGCGGGUGGCAAGGCAGGGAGCCACCAGGAUGAGGGACCUUCAGAGCCUGCAUGUGGGACCUGGGGCAAGAUGGCAGCAAGGGGAAGGCGUUCUGGCCGGGCUCAAGAGCGUAAAAGGUGAGAAUGAACCAAAGGAGAAGCUGCACUGUACGUUCACAGGAGACUGCCCCUUCACCACAGCAUUUCGUGAGCUCCUCCGCCAACACCCCUGCUCCUGGUGACCAGGACAAAAGGCAGGAGGCAAGCGCUCCUGAAACUCAAGAUUGUGUCAAGCUGGUGAGCAAAGAACAGCCACGAAGCCCCAGGAGGCCCUCAGUCGCCGCCAACUGGCUGCAGACACCUGAGCCAGGCAAGGGACCACCUCCCACCUGUACUGGAUAUCAUGAUAUAACUGCAAAGGCAAGACAAAAACAGCUCUGUUCUGGGUACCACAGGAGCCCAACUAUUUUAGCCUUCCCUUGUUGUCUCGUGGGACUCUUACUCUUGCCUGGCACCCAAGGAAGGCGGCCACUCUGGAGAGCAUACGGACAUUUCUGUCCUUGGGAUCGGAGUGUGCCAGCAUGCAGCCAGUGCGUGGGCUUCCUGCAUCCCUUGUGCUCAGUAACAACAUUUUCUGCAUACACCAGCACAGGCAUCCCUCGGCACCAUGGAGGGUGACCCUUUGAGUUAACAAGCGAUAGGUUUCUUCUGGCUGUCUUACUAAAAAAAGAAAAAAAAAAAGAAAUGAGAAGGUGCUGCAGGGAAUGCAACUCCAAAUCUGGUAAAGAAACAGUCGUUUUUGCAGGCUAAGCUAUAAAGGAGAUGUCAUCGUGUCCAAAGUGUUAGCCCCACAAAGAGGAACAGAAAAGCUAGAGGAGCAGACUCUUGAAAUACCAGUAAGAGGUAAGAGAGACAGCUCUUCCGGUCCUUCAGUGCCGCAGGAUGAGGAAGAGAAACCACGACCUGGGACAUCCUCUCACCCUCCUCACCCUCAUAGGCUCUCGACGGUGUGAAGUUUUUCCUCCUCUGUGCUGCUACAUUACACUCCAUGUCCACAAGUUUCUGUGACACAGAAAGCACAAACUUGUCUGUGUGUCAUGGUUUUUUUAGACUCUAAUGAAUUUUAGUUUUUUACCGCAAUGGACUUAUUUUUUUAACUGCUCACUAGUGGUUCGUUUCCCUCUUAAAAUGAAGGGAAAAAUGAAGAAAAACUUAGCAAAAAUGCCCACGCUUGCUUUCGGAGCCUGAGAGGUACACCAGGUUAACACCUGAGGGCGGGUUUGCCACUGCAGCAUUUGGGCAUUGAGGUAAGUACAGCAGAUGCAUUGACAGCCUGGCUCUUUGUCCAGGCUGAGACCCUGCAGCAGUGCUUGAGCUGUUGCCAUAUGCCCCAGGGCUGCGCUCUGCAGUUGUUCAACCCCUGUGCCAACCUCUUCCCCUCCACAAUAGCAAGGCUGAAGGUGCUGUGCACAAGAGGACAAGCAGGAGGCUACAGCAUGGGUAUUUUUCACUUGCUUCAGCCUAGGCACCAGCCUUCUCCUGGAUUUUAGUCUUCCGGGAACCUGUUCUGCUGUCCUGCUUGCCAGUACUUCGACCUUCCACCAAAGGUAUCCCAGCUUUCCAGCCAAACAGCUGAUUUUUUAUUUUAUUUUUUAAGAAGAAAAAUCAGUAGUUGGGUGCUAGCAAAUCCUAGAGUUCUCUUUUAGCAGUGGAGGAGUUUUCUCCCUCUCCCUUGAAUUUUGUAUGAAUGCAGAUACUAAUGUGAAAAAAGAGUUGUAAUAUCAGGAAAGGAGAGAUCAGAACAAAGCGUUCCUCUGGAUAGAGUUUGAUGCAAUUUUAAGCUGCUUGUAGAAGAUUGGCUGGGAAGGUAAACUGAUUUGGGCUGAAAAAGCUGGUGCCAUUAAACUAUAUUAAGGAUGCUUUAGUAGAUGGUCCAAAAUAGCUUUUUUGCCACCUCUGACAUCCAGGAAAGAUAAACAGAUUUUUGGUCUUAGAUUGAAGGUGUGAUUUUUGCUGGAAGAAACUUACGUUCUUUAGAAACCAUCUCAGGAUGACAUUUAAUGCCAAAAAUAUUGCAUGGUAACCUAAGGAAAACAAAACACGCAUUUGAAUCAACACCGGGCGAGCGUUUGCAGAGCUGCACCGCGGAGCCAGGCAGGCACGCUGCGUUGGAGUUAGGUGUGAGUUGUAAGCUGCCUUCCUGGCCACCCCGGGGCUCGGUCCAUACCUGCAGAGACCCCCGGACCUCCUCGCACUCUCCUGCAUCCCGCCAGUGCUGCGAUGUCGGUACUAGGUGGGAACCUGAGUUUUGAGGGUCCUUGGCUCUUGAUGCAGUCCUUGGUCACCAGCUGUUGUCAGAGGUGCUGUGGCAUUUUGUACAGAAAAAAAAAAAAAAGAAAAUGUAUAUUGGUUCCUGCUUGAAUUUCACGUAAAAGGAUUUUCUGCCAACUAACCCCACGCUGUUUCAGCUGUACUUUAUCCUCCUUUCUUUCCCCUGGCAGUUACGCACUGCCCAACAAGCAAAGCGAUUUCCAUACAACCUCUACCUUACUUGUAAGCGUGCAUUACAGACCUGAACUAGUGGUAAUAAAAUGCUUUGCUUUCAUGGUGCGGUCCCAGUGGUGCAAUGUUCCUGCUGGCAGGCACGUGGUUACACCAGCGCAGCGUGCCAGCUGUCUCCUGCUGCCCCCAGCUUCUCAGGAACGUGUUUCGUAGUGCUGGACCCAGGUACCAGCCACAGCAGCUGUGGUCACGAGGUCCCCGUGAAUAAAUUCAUCCCGUACGUAUCGUUCCUCUGGGUGCACGUCCAGCCUUGGAUGUUUGGUCGGGAUAGCAUCCUGGUGGUCGAGGAGCAGCCGCUGCCAGGGGAGGACUGGCUUUCUUGGCUGUGACCUGAAUUUGUCCCUGUCCCUGUCCGUGUGCAAUCGUCUCACCAUGAAAUUUUGGCUACAGGUCCUUUGUUUCCCACUGCUCUGCAUGCCUGCUGCUUGGUUUUCUUCACCCCUUUCUGAACAACUGGAAGUUCGUGGCUCCAUACAUACGUUGUUUUUUUUUUUCUUUCACUGUACACAAGAAAAGGGCAUGUUUUUUGUCAUCCCACAUGGUGGAUAUUUUCAUGCGGGGAAAAAAAAAAGAUGCUUCUCGUCCACAUUUAAGUAAAAUUUCUGCAAAAAGCAGAAAGUGUAAAAGCCAGCUGCAGUUUGGGAAUAUCAUUUCGUUUUACACAUCACCGAUGCUUUUAUUGAAAGCAUUUUUUCACUUACACAGAAUUUAAAGGCCAUAUGAUUUUCCUGCUGAAAAGCAUGCAUUUCAAAGCACGAGUUUGGAAGUGUUUUUAUGGCACAGUGGGUUGCAUUAGACCCACAGCUGGUAUGAGUUGAACUGGACACAGCUUCCUGUAGCUGAGGCUUGUAACAUUUAGUUUCCAAGCGCCGGUGUGGAGGCAGAGAGCGUUUGGGCUGGAAUCAGGCUACUUCCAUGCAGGUUGGUGUGGGCUCAUUUCAGCACAUCUCGUUCCUCAGGCACCAUCCCAGAGCCUCCGGGAAUUUUCCAGGCACAGGAUCCACGGAGCUGUAGUAGUACAUAUCUGCAUCUGUGUCUUUUUUUGGAUGGUGAUAACGCAGCCUUUUUAUGGAGAUUGCCAUUUUGUAAAUAAGCUCCUUCGCGAGCACCACCGCUAGGACUACAAAAGAUGGAUGAUUAUUUCUUCCCGGAAUUGGUUUUCCGCUGCGGGAUCUGUUUUUUGUUGUGAUAAUUUGCAUAUAAUUAAAAAUGGCCCCAUGUCUUCGAUCUGCAUUAUGCCUGUGGUACUGAGCAAUCCUGGAUCGUAUUUUACUCUGCAGUGUGCUGUGUCUGGGAAUCACUUUAUUCACCGCUGAAAAUCAGCAUUUAAUUGUGGCAUACGGAUAUCUGCAGGCUUUGAUGCAGCGAAAGCCUCUGCCUCCAAAAAUAAAACGUUGCCUCUCAUAAACUUUCAAAUGAGUUGUUUUUGGAGGCUGGAAAAGUUGCCAAGAAAAUUUGCAUGAAAAUCUAGCGUGCCGGCUAAAGCGUGAUUCUGCUAAAGCCUUUAACAUCCAGGUCUGGGCGGCGCUCAGGUAAGGCCGUGGGCUGCCGUGAUCUCCUGCGGCGUUUCGGUGCCACACCAGCUCGGUGCCGAAAGCCCCGGCAGUCUGUUUGCUUUCCUGCCUGCUUGCAGAGAUCCCAGAAGGACGGCGGUGCUGCUCUGCCAGGUUAGCGGUGAGCUGGGCCCGGCGUGGCGCAGCAGGCAGCCUGCUUGCUGCUUUUCUCGGGGAAAACAUGGAAUAGCUUUGCUUGUCAAAAAUCAGAUGCAGCUGCCAUCCCGGUGGAGGUGAAAUCGCCAGGAGUCACAGUCAUAGGUAAGGAUCUCUCUCCCAGGCAGUAAAAAUAUAACACGGUAUGAAAACUUCCUUGGGAGAGCAGUGUGGGAAACUACCCUCCAAUUUGACACAGUUUCCUUGCUUUAGAUUUAUUAUCCAGUGAUCAUCAUCUGCCAAAAAUCCUUACAGUCAGAAGAGAGAAAAAAUUCAGGGGGCAAAGGAGCAAUUUCAGUGCUGUACUUUUCAUGCGGGCAAAUUUUCAGUACGUAUGAUGUUUAGUUUUGGUCCCAGCAUUGAGAUCAACAUUACUGAAAGCAAAUUAUCCAUCUACCUAC